Prorocentrum cordatum is the source of this 2331-nucleotide messenger RNA. The record is from the annotation of a GenBank genome assembly. NCBI's taxonomy places the organism in Eukaryota, Dinophyceae, Prorocentrales, Prorocentraceae.
UUUGGCCGAAGGCUCUUUUUGGCACCCCGCCUGCGGAGCCCGCGCCCGAGCCGCACCCGAAGCUCGAGGAAGAGAAGAUGGCCGCCCGACGCUCCAGCGCCCUGCUCGUCGUGGCCGCGCUCGCCUGCGCUGCCCUGGCGCUGCAGUGCGCGUUCGUGCCGCCGGCCGGCGACACCUCCCUCCGCGGCGCGACGCCACGGGCCGACACGGCGCAGCUCGCAGCAGCCGGCGCGGCGAUCGCCGUGCCCGAGGUCGCGCACGCACGCCUGCCGGACGAGUUCGUGUGGGGCGCGCCGAUCGUCGACGUGCUGCCCAUCUUGCCGAUCUUCUUCUUCCUCCUGGCCUUCCUGUGGCAGGCCUCCGUCGGCUUCCGCUGAGCUGUAGCUGGGCCGGGGCGCGCGGGCCGUCAGCAUGCGGCGCGCGCGUGCGUGGUUUUUUCAUCGAAUGUAGAAAUACGGCAUCCGUCUUGACACGUUUCAAUCAUUCACGGGUCUGUGUAGAAAAAAGGCGUGGCAGAAGAGAUACCCUCCAGGUUGUUUGAAUUGUCGCGGAUUGUCCUUAUCCUUCUCUUCCUCAUGCUCCUCCGCAGUGGAUUGUUCCCUUGGUCCUCUCAGAGCCGUGGUUUCCCAGGUUGCCCCUUCGAAUGCGCCUGGCGAGUUGGGCGACAGAGUCGCGACUGCGUGUGUAGUUGCCAGGCCAGGGAGCGUGCGGCUCUUCAUGAGGGGUGCCAGUCUCGCUGGUCCUUCGCUCGGGGGACCUCCUCGCUGCAUGCCGGGUACAUCAGGAGCACACUGUCGACCUGCGCCUGGCGCAUGGAAGGCCAAUGAUCAAGGACGUUACCAGAGGCUCUCCACCGCGGCGUGCCGACGUCCCUGAGUUCGUCCUGGCGGUGCGGCCCAAGCAGCAGGAUCAGACAUCCAGCGGUCCUGGGCUGCCACCUGCACUGGCCAGUUCACCAUUAUCCAGAGAUAGGGUCGGCACACUGCCAACCUGCGAAGCGGCCUCGCUUUCUGGUUGUCCCACAGCGAUGACGACAUGUACCACGCCGUCUCGCGUCUAGCUGCAGUGUCGAUCGGUUCGCCCACACAGACCCCACAGAUAUCUCGCAGGCGGACAUAAGUGGUUCCAGGUAGGUGUCCUUCGCCUGUCUCGGUUCGUGCCUCCAUGUCAUUGCGGCCCAUGGGGAGCUAGCUGGUGACGACGACGCCGAGAGGGAGGAUUUCCCGACCAGAUCAAGGACACGAGGGCACCCUACCACGUUCUGGAGGCACGGUGGUGGAUUUUUUCGAGCGGUCAGCCACCGUGGUACCUGGCACCCCAAGAAGGAUAGGCACCGGCAGGGCUGUACGCGGAGGCACCUCCACGAGGGGCGAACGGCUCCGCCGACCCUUUUUGUACCCUGGUGGCCGUUUUGGCCGAAGGCUCUUUUUGGCACCCCGCCUGCGGAGCCCGCGCCCGAGCCGCACCCGAAGCUCGAGGAAGAGAAGAUGGCCGCCCGACGCUCCAGCGCCCUGCUCGUCGUGGCCGCGCUCGCCUGCGCUGCCCUGGCGCUGCAGUGCGCGUUCGUGCCGCCGGCCGGCGACACCUCCCUCCGCGGCGCGACGCCACGGGCCGACACGGCGCAGCUCGCAGCAGCCGGCGCGGCGAUCGCCGUGCCCGAGGUCGCGCACGCACGCCUGCCGGACGAGUUCGUGUGGGGCGCGCCGAUCGUCGACGUGCUGCCCAUCUUGCCGAUCUUCUUCUUCCUCCUGGCCUUCCUGUGGCAGGCCUCCGUCGGCUUCCGCUGAGCUGUAGCUGGGCCGGGGCGCGCGGGCCGUCAGCAUGCGGCGCGCGCGUGCGUGGUUUUUUCAUCGAAUGUAGAAAUACGGCAUCCGUCUUGACACGUUUCAAUCAUUCACGGGUCUGUGUAGAAAAAAGGCGUGGCAGAAGAGAUACCCUCCAGGUUGUUUGAAUUGUCGCGGAUUGUCCUUAUCCUUCUCUUCCUCAUGCUCCUCCGCAGUGGAUUGUUCCCUUGGUCCUCUCAGAGCCGUGGUUUCCCAGGUUGCCCCUUCGAAUGCGCCUGGCGAGUUGGGCGACAGAGUCGCGACUGCGUGUGUAGUUGCCAGGCCAGGGAGCGUGCGGCUCUUCAUGAGGGGUGCCAGUCUCGCUGGUCCUUCGCUCGGGGGACCUCCUCGCUGCAUGCCGGGUACAUCAGGAGCACACUGUCGACCUGCGCCUGGCGCAUGGAAGGCCAAUGAUCAAGGACGUUACCAGAGGCUCUCCACCGCGGCGUGCCGACGUCCCUGAGUUCGUCCUGGCGGUGCGGCCCAAGCAGCAGGAUCAGACAUCCAG